CGUAUCAAAUGUAAACUCGAGUGGCACCGUAUUUCUAUUGUAUUUAAAUAUGGAUAUUUAAUUUUUACGAUUAGAAUAAUUAUCCUAAUUUCUUCUAAUCAUAUAUACACGCAAUUAUUUGAAACGUUAGGAUAAUUUAAUAACACGUUUGAUAUGCAUAUACAUACGCACAUAUUAUCGACUCGACAUCCUGCUGCAAUGAUGUGGUCUUCUUAUUUGUAACAACAGUUUGCUCCACAAAACUUCUAUUUUAAUAUUAUAUACUAUGUUUUUAUUUUAAUUAAAUAAUCAAGAAUACAAACGGUGAUCCAACUAAUCUGUGAUAUCAAUAGUUUGUUCUUCUUUAUUAAGUGUAAAUGAAAUUUAUUAUAAUAUCCCUUUUUUGUAAAUAUAUAACCUAAAACUAAAUAUAAACAAUGAAAAAUGUUGCAAACACUAAGGGAACGUUCUCAAAAAAGGAAAAAACUUCUUGCACAAACGCUUGGAGUUUCCAGUGUAGAUGAAUUGAGACAGAUUUUGGGUACUGACAUCGAUAACGUUCAGAAAAAAAAGAUAAAACUAUUGUCGGAUAAAUCUGAAAGUACUGUAAAAGAUGCAAAAGAUGAUGCAGUACCCACGGAUGAAAUCGUGUACAAGGAUUCAUCUACUUUUCUAAAAGGUACACAAUCUUCCAAUCCACAUAAUGAUUAUUGUCAACAUUUUAUCGAUACUGGUCAAAGACCGCAAAAUUUUAUAAGAGACGUAGGAUUAGCCGAUAGGUUCGAAGAAUAUCCUAAACUCAGAGAACUAAUUAAAUUGAAGGACGAUUUAAUAGCAGACACUGCUACUCCUCCGAUGUAUCUCAAAACUGAUCUCCUUAGUUACAAUUUAAAAGAACUCAAUUGUAAAUUUGAUGUAAUUCUUAUAGAACCGCCGUUAGAAGAGUAUCAAAGAACGUGCGGUGCAACGAACGUUCAGUUGUGGAACUGGGAUCAAAUAAUGGAAUUAGAUAUUGGCGAAGUAGCUGCUAAUCGAAGUUUUGUAUUUUUAUGGUGUGGAAGUAGCGAUGGUCUGGAUAUGGGACGUUUCUGCCUCCGAAAAUGGGGUUUCAGACGUUGCGAAGACAUAUGUUGGAUUCGUACAAAUAUUAAUAAUCCUGGACACAGUAAGAACUUAGAUAGUAAGGCUGUGCUUCAACGAACUAAAGAGCAUUGUUUGAUGGGUAUUAAGGGAACUGUGAGAAGAUCUACGGACGGAGAUUUCAUUCAUGCAAACGUUGAUAUUGACUUGAUUAUAUCGGAAGAGCCUGAAUAUGGAUCCAUUGAAAAGCCUGUCGAAAUAUUUCAUAUAAUCGAACAUUUUUGCCUUGGUAGACGAAGAUUACAUUUAUUUGGACGCGACAGUACGAUUAGACCAGGUUGGCUAACCGUUGGUCCAGAAUUAACAAAUACUAAUUUUAAUGCCGAUCUCUAUACCGGUUAUUUUUCCACCGGCCAAAUAACCACAGGAUGCACAGAACGAAUAGAAGCACUUAGACCAAAAUCUCCGCCACCUAAAGGCAAGGUUUCCGGUAGAGGUAGAGGUGGUUUUAAUCGCGGUAGAGGAAGGGGUAGAUGAAUGAAUGUGUAAAUAUUUUUUAACCAACUACAAUAAUUCAAUUUGUAGUUUCUUAUAUAAGAGAAUUGUACCUAUGAGUUGCAUGUGAUUCAUCAAUUGUAUAUGAACUACUCGAUUAUAAUACUUGUACGUGCAUUUUAAACUAAUA
Polistes canadensis is the source of this 1744-nucleotide messenger RNA. RefSeq names its product methyltransferase-like protein 14 homolog (gene Mettl14). Lineage: Eukaryota; Metazoa; Arthropoda; Insecta; Hymenoptera; Vespidae. The transcript is spliced from 5 exons. The record is from RefSeq and is a predicted model, not a curated record. Gene Ontology annotation, molecular function: mRNA binding. Gene Ontology annotation, cellular component: RNA N6-methyladenosine methyltransferase complex; nucleus. Bases 424 to 1596 code for a protein of 390 amino acids.